Molecule: messenger RNA, 582 nt
Organism: Saprolegnia parasitica CBS 223.65
Lineage: Eukaryota; Oomycota; Saprolegniomycetes; Saprolegniales; Saprolegniaceae
Exons: 2
Coding region: 30-494 (154 amino acids)
Biological process (GO): intracellular protein transport; vesicle-mediated transport
Cellular component (GO): clathrin coat of trans-Golgi network vesicle; clathrin coat of coated pit
Molecular function (GO): structural molecule activity
Source: RefSeq, a predicted model, not a curated record
UUCCCCUCGAAAGUACACAGCAAGACAGCAUGGACGUGUUCGACGUUGCCCCGACCCACGCCGCCUACGCCGAGUUCCAGGCCGAGUAUGAGCGCAAGAUCCAGGAGACCGCGCUCGAGCAUGCCAAGGUCGCGGAAGAGAACCGCGCCAAGGCCUUCGAGGUCAUGGAGCAGUUCAAGGCCGAGCGCGAGCGCCUCCGCGAGGCCAAGAUCCUCGCCAACCGCACGCAGGAGCAGGCCGCGGUCGAGAAGCUCGAGGCCGACAUGGUGAGCCCGAACCCGUGGGAGCGCGUCGUGACGUUGGUCGAGCUUGAGUCGAUCAAGGCCAAGCAUGCGAAGCGCGCGGCCGCCGAGGCCCGCGCCCGUGGUGACAAGCCCGAGGAGAAGAAGCACAUGGACUCGGAAGACGUCGACGUGACGCGCAUGAAGCAGAUUUUCCUGCAGCUCAAGCAGGAGCCGCUCGACGCGACGCGUGCCUUCAACGCGGCGGCGUAAGAUGACAUAUAGGCCAAUACAUGACUGUAGUUAGUAUCUAUUCCGACGUCUCCAUCUUGGCGAGCACUUCCUUCGUGCUCUGCUUGAG